Messenger RNA from Panicum hallii, 1930 nucleotides. RefSeq lists its product as uncharacterized. The record is from RefSeq and is a predicted model, not a curated record. The transcript has a single exon. Gene Ontology annotation, molecular function: protein binding. Bases 11 to 1600 code for a protein of 529 amino acids. Lineage: Eukaryota; Viridiplantae; Streptophyta; Magnoliopsida; Poales; Poaceae.
GGAGAAGAGAAUGGAUCAUAAAAUUCCCCACCGGGGGGAUCGCCCGCAUCCGCCCCCCUCCUCCUCCUUCCCCCCAAACCCUAGCGGCCCGAAUCCGGCCGUCGCCAUGGCGCCGUUCCGGCGCUGGGCGGACCUGCCGCCGGAUCUCCUCUGCCGCAUCGGCGACCGCCUCGACCUUAAGUGGUACGCCAGCGCGCGGGGCGCCUGCACGGCCUGGCGCUGCGCGCUCGCCCCGCCGGCCCCCGCGCUCCUCGUCGUCGCCGACGACGCCCGCUGGUGCCCCCACGCCGCCUCUCUGCCCACGCGGAGGUCCUUCGAGCUCACCGCCAUCGUCUCGGGCAGCCGCUGCGUCGGCUCCAGCAACGGCUGGCUCGCGCUCUCCGUCGCCCUCUUCACCGGCCAGACCGUCUUCGUGCUACUCAACCCCAUCGCCGCCGUCGAGAUCCUUCUCCCGCCCCUGAUCUACGAGAGCCGCUGGGUCUCCAAGGUCGUCUUCACCCCGAGACCCGCCAAGGACGACUUCGCCGCAGCCGCCAUCUGCGACAUCGACAGGAUCGCCUACGUCACCGCCGGGGCCAGGAGGUGGGCCGUCAUGGAACCCGUCCGCCUCACCAGCGGCGACCAGCUCACCGACGUCGUCUACACCGACAAAGGUAAGGUCUACUGCCUCACCAAGUGCGGGGACGUACACGUGCUCCGCCUCCCCGAGCGCCGCCGCCGCAAGCCCGCCAACGCCGACGAGGCGGGCCCCUCCGAGCCGGAGUUCUCUGUGCUCCAACCGCCCGCCGAACGCACCAUCAAUUUCCGCCCCCUGCGGUGCCAACAGCAGCGCAACUUUCGCAUGAUGCGCUACGAACAGGGUCGAAUAUGCAAUCAGCUGGAACCCAUCCCACUGAGGCUGACGCUCUGUGCGCAGGCAUUCAUCCCGUAUAAGAGAGUUCCACCUGAAUCUCAAGGCCCGCACCUCAACGCGCCGGCCACAGUUGAGCCCCUCCUGUCCGAGGCCAACCUCCCGUUCAACCCUGCCACUGUCUUUGCACCGCCUUAUGACACCGUGUCCGCGUUCACCAGUGCCAAGAACUUGGUGUUCUGUGAGGGUAAUCUGUACCAAGUCUGGAGGAACGCGAGCUGCACUGUUACUCUGCAGCUUCCUGCAGGGGGUCAGCGCCGAGUCGCGGAAAAUGAGAUAUUGGUUCUGAGGUACUAUCCCCGGCGCCAGCCUUGCUGGGAUGUGGUGAAGGACUUGGGAGGUUACUCACUCUUUGUGGGAAGGAACAAUGCAGUUUCGAUGUAUGCAGAGGGUGUGCCAGGACUAAGGGGCAACUGUGUAUACUGGAUUGGUGGGCGUGGCAGGGAUCAGGGCAUGGUCUUUGACAUGGAAUCCGGGAGGUCCGCUCCAUGCCGGGCUCCUCAGGUUGGCUUUUUACCUGGCCAUCCUCAUAGCACUAUCUGCUGGUACUUCUUGAGCGAUGUAGUGAGCAACAACAGCAGCUGCAUCAGCAGUAGCAGUAGCAGCAGCACCUCCACCAAUGGAGGAAGAAAGGUUUAUCAGACCCGAGCAAGAGCCCGGGCAGAUCUUGCACAAGACGUGGAAGAUUGAAGCGUUGCCACACUGAUUGGCAACAUAGUGAGCACCACCAAGCACCUUGGUGGGAAUCGAGUUUAUUGCCGGGCUCUGCAAACCGCUUGCGGUCUUGAGAGGCAGAGCUCCAUCUCAACGUGAAGCAAAAUCUGGCAGAGAAGCGAUGAGGACCAACAUCGUGUGUAGCUGUUAGUACAUUUUAAUUCCUGUUUCCUAUAAUAAUGUUCAGUUUGUUUGCUCUGUAGCCUCUGCGAUAUUUGUAUGUUCAUGUCAUGUAACCGAAUAAUUAUUGCCUUCUUUGUAUGCAUGAUGUUAUGUUGAAAUAAUUCAAAAUGGGAUUGUGUAGUA